This is a messenger RNA of Alosa sapidissima (American shad), 3786 nucleotides long. RefSeq names its product CXADR Ig-like cell adhesion molecule (gene cxadr). Gene Ontology annotation, cellular component: intercalated disc; basolateral plasma membrane; bicellular tight junction. NCBI's taxonomy places the organism in Eukaryota, Metazoa, Chordata, Actinopteri, Clupeiformes, Clupeidae. Bases 72 to 1217 code for a protein of 381 amino acids. The transcript is spliced from 7 exons. Gene Ontology annotation, biological process: homotypic cell-cell adhesion. Gene Ontology annotation, molecular function: cell adhesion molecule binding. The record is from RefSeq and is a predicted model, not a curated record.
AGAGGGAGCGGAGUUUUGAUACAGCGAGAGGGAGGUCGGAGAGAACAGCCGUCGAAGUUGUUGUGUUGUUUAUGAAAAGAACUCCGUGGAUUAAACGCAAAGGGAUGGAUUUGAUGACCUUUCACUUUUGUUUUUUUCUAUUAGUACUCAUCACAGGGUCUAGCCAUGGCCUGGAGAUCAUCUCGGCAGGCCCCGGCACUGUGGAGAAGGCCAGUGGCGAUAGCGUGAAGCUCGACUGCCAGUUCACAUUGGCCCCCGAGGACUCGGGCUCGCUGGACAUCGAGUGGAGCCUCCAGCCCUCAGACACCCAGGACGAAGAGAAAGUGGUCAUCCUCUACUCUGGCGACCGGGCAUAUGAGAACUACUACGCUCCUCUGAAGGACCGUGUCCACUUCAACUCCAUGGACCCCAAAAACGGCGAUGCCUCCAUCAACCUGCUGUCACUCAAGUCGGCCGACACAGGCACAUACCAGUGCAAGGUGAAGAAGGUGCCAGGCAUCCGCAGCCGGAAAGUGAUACUGCGAGUGAUGGUCGCUCCAUCUAAGCCGCGGUGCUACUCCGAGGGGGCCACGCAGGUGGGCAAGGACGUGGUGCUGCGCUGCGAGUCGACCGAGGGCACCAGCCCCAUCUCCUACACCUGGCAGAGGGACAACAAGCUGCUGCCCGCCUCCGCCGUUCUGGACCCUGUUGCCGGCACAAUCAACAUCCGCAAUGCUAGCGAGGGUUCCUCCGGGACAUACCGUUGCGUGGCCAAGAACCGCGUGGGCGAGCAGGACUGUGUCUACGAGCUGAGCGUCAUCCCUCCUCCCAACACGGCCGGCAUCGUCGCUGCGGCGGUCAUCUGCGUGCUCCUCGCCCUCAUCAUCAUCGCCAUCAUCCUCUUCUGCUGCUGCCGCGCACGUCACCGCAAGAAGUACGAGAAGGAGAUCUCCUACGAAAUCAGAGAGGACGUGCCCCCUCCUAAGAGCCGCGUGUCGACAGCGCGCAGCUUCACCAGCGUGGGCAGCCAGCGCUCCUCCCUGGGCUCCAUGUCGCCCUCCAACCUGCACGAGUACACCAAGCCGCAGUACGACAAGAUCCCCUCGGAUGAGUUCGAGCGGCCCCCUAGCCACGCACCCCUGCCGCCCCCUGGCAAGCCCGUGGGCCCCAACCUUAGCCGCAUGGGCGCCAUCCCAGUCAUGAUCCCCGCCCAGAACAGGGAUGGAUCCAUCGUGUAGCGACCCCCCCCCCCCCCACCCCACCCUCUCUCAUCCCAGACUCUCAUCACCGUGCAGCGCCAGGUCUCUCCGUGUGACUGUGUGUGCGUGCAUGCAUGUGUGUGUGUGUGUGUGACUGUGUGUUUGACUAAUUGUAUGAAAGCCCCACAACGCACUCAACACCUGGACAAACAGAAGAUGGUUAGAUGAGACUGGAAAGAAGAAAAAGAAAAAAGAAACACAUGUAUUGACUUUCAGAACUUUUCCUGACCUGAAGAAGAUGAGUGAUUGACAUGCUUUAUGGUCUGUAGGGUGAAUGUGAGUUCACUUCACCUGUUUUUAUUGUUGUAAAUAGCCCAGUGCAUGAUAUCUUUUUAAGUUUAGAUGAUCCUGUCAAAUGAAAUCUUAGGGUGAAAAUGAUUAUAAAAAGGUUUUCACAUGGAUACAUAGUAAUAUUCUCUGUAAAAACCAACAAUGCUUCAACUAAAUUAGACAUCUGAUCAUGAUAUUGUGCUGAAAGCUUUAGCACCUACUCUUUACCUUUUUAUGAAUUUGGCCUUUUGUUUUACCUCUGUCCAGGUUCCCACCAUUUUACAUGACCACAUGUCUCAGGAUAUGGCUAAGUGAUGCUCAUGAAAUGUAAUGUUUAACAACUCCGCAGUCUCCAAUCAGAAAGGAUUUGCUACAUCAUUUAAGCCUUCCAGGGCUGUUUGCGAAUUUCUUUCAUGUGCCCUUAGUGGGCUUUUCUUUUGUUCAUUUUUUAAAAAUAUUUUUCAAGAGAUUGUUUGAAGGAUAGAUAUUUACUGUCUAUUUUUUCUUUUCUUUUUUAAUUAAGAUCUUUUACACAACCCUUAGUGGGAGUCUGGGACGCCCACACUCCUCUUGUCUUUUCCUUGUACAUGUGCCAUGUGGUUGGCGGGCUCUAGUAAUCUGCUGAGCUGAGCUCCCCUCUCCUCCUCCUCCUCCUCCUCCUCCUCCUUCUCCACCUCUUGACCGUUUUUAGCGCCCUUGGCUUGGUGGUGGAGUGGUUCAAAAAGAAGGCUUUUGAUUGGUGGGUCUUUGUUUCUCCUCGCGUGGCUACUGCGCUCCCCCUCCACACACAACUCUCCUCUCCUCGUUACAGGGCCGUUCCAAAGACCGAGUGUGUAGGUGUGUGUGUGUGUUGGUUUUUAGGGAGUAGCGGGGACUUUGGCCGGUGGGGGUCAUUCUUUGUUCACAGGGCACUCACAUUUGAUUAGAUUUGACUACAAACGGACCUGUCAACUCUAUUCACCUCAGAGUUGCUCUACUCCCACAGUUGAUAUUACAUAUCAACAUAUCAGCAUAUUGGAGGCCCCAUGUCCCCUUAAUGACACACACACACACACACAGCAUUUCUCUGAUUACAUAACAUUUACAUAACAAUGCCCACCAUCCAGCUCUUCUCAUCCCAUGUGUGUACAUAUAAGUAUUAAUCGCCUUGUGUGUCUAAUUGAAAAUAUGAAGUAUCCCACUUCUGGGUCUGUGGUGAGCUGUAUUAUUUGCACCAUUGGUCAGAUUAUUUAAUUGAAGGAUUAACUAAAUGUAGUUUUUUUUUUUACCCCCUCUCUCUUGAGGAAAAGGCCAGGCCAGUCGUCGUAGCGUUGACCGCGUCCACAGACACUCAGACUGAUGACCGGAAAGCCUGUCGAGUCACAGUAGAAAACUGACUUUGAGCGCAAAAAGCCCUCCGUGAAUACCCCCUCGCCCGAGACCAUAGCGAGUCUGAAAUGACCCCUGCAGUACAUGUGCCUUGACCGUGCUGGCUUUCAUAGACUAAUGCAAAGGAUGUAGCUGACAAAACACUCACACACCAGCGUGGUCGGUUGCACUGACUUAGGUUGGCACAAACCAGUGUGGUGUAUGGUGACGGGAAUACUUUGUAUACGUGAUACAGAUACUCGGUAGGAAUGCAUUGCACCCUGGUCAGGUUUGGUUGUGAAGGUCGCCAAACACUGUUUUCAAACUGACCUCGUUCACCUCAAAUGUUUAGCUGUGAGUUUUGAGUCCGAGUUUUAGUCAGAUCAUCAGCUCAGUAUCAAAAUGUCUAUCUCCAAGCAUUCAUUUACAGUCUAUCCCUUGGAAGGAGACUUUUUAAACAUCUGUUUCAGAUUUAAUUUUUUAUGAACAUUGUUUCUGUUUUAAUAUGUAUGUAUAUACUGUAAUUUUGAUUCUGAGUGUUAGUUUCAUUCAAAUGAACUGUGUACGAUAACUACUCGCUCACAUGCUGUUCUUAGCAAGUGUAAAUCUGAAGAUAACAUUUUUGGGGGUGGUGUGGGAAGGUAUAAUGACUUUAUACAUAAGUGAAGAGGAUUGUGUACAGACUCACGCUGGUGAAGGCUGUAGAGAGAAUGUAUCUGAUUUCUGGAUUCAGAAGAAACAUUUGCAAACAAACGUGCUGGAAUUCAUUUUCUUUUUGGGUAAACAGAAAAGAAUAGGUGAAAGGCCUCUUAAAUGUUCUUCACUGUGGAGACAGAGGGGCCAUUCAUUCUUCUGCAAGCCCUUACGGCUGAAUGUUGUCCCCUGAUUUUUUUUAUUUUUUUUGGAUAGGGACCAGGUAGUCCUUUAGUAG